This is a messenger RNA of Zeugodacus cucurbitae (melon fly), 4697 nucleotides long. RefSeq names its product protein rhomboid. Gene Ontology annotation, cellular component: membrane. The record is from RefSeq and is a predicted model, not a curated record. Bases 1468 to 2787 code for a protein of 439 amino acids. The transcript has 4 exons. Gene Ontology annotation, molecular function: serine-type endopeptidase activity. NCBI's taxonomy places the organism in Eukaryota, Metazoa, Arthropoda, Insecta, Diptera, Tephritidae.
CGGCAGCGUGAAAUUCACAAACAGUUGCGUGCGGAACGCGAGCGAGUUUAUUUGAGUGCUCUGACAACGGAUUGCUUGUGGUGCAGUGUAGUAGUAGCACAUAAGAAGUGACUGAAGCACACACAAGCGGAUAUUGGCGAACGAAACGCAAAAAUAAAAUAAAUAAAUUUUACAAAAUUCGUAAAACAACAAACACAGCGUGUUCAUUGAGGAAUAUUGAAAAAAUAAAAAUAUUUAAAGAAAAAAUAAAAAUAAAUUUCGUGAAAUAAUUCACUCAAACGCACAACAAUAUUUGUUCAACGAUUUCCCUUUCACUACGCCUACGAAAUAAAAAUUUGAAAAAAAUACAACCACAACAACAAUAAUAAUAAAUAAAAAACACAAAAUCUGAUUCGAAAGCAAAAUAGCAAAUCAGAAUUAAAAAUAAAAGCAAUGACAAAGCCGCAUGCAUAAAUUAAAUAGCAAAUCGUUUAUUCGUCUGUCCAUGUGCAUAUAAGUGUAUCUGUGUGUGUGAGUAAAUAAAAAUUUCAACUAAAAGUGCAAAUAAACUAAACUGAAUCAUUUAGCAAAACGGCAAGCAGUUGAAAAGAAAAAUCAGCGUCCAAAGCAAAUGAAAGCGAACAAAUUCACAACAGCAACAAGAACAACAACAAUAACAACUGCAGAUAUCAAUUUAAUAAGUUGUUUGUGUAUUAGACGAAAACGAGCGCAACAACAACAACAAGCAAUAAGCGCAUGCAUAUUUAAUGUAAUUGAGUGUACAACAACAACAGUUUGGUAUCUCUAAAACGCAUUUUUGUUGUCAGCAAAGUAGUGGUGCACGUAAGCGCACUAAAGUAAUUGCCUGGUGACAACAACAACAAACAGCCAACCAACAAAUAAAACUUGGUCAAAAGGACUUGUGCAGUGUGUGACAACAAGAAAAAGUGCAACAACAACAAUAACGUCAAUUGCAAUUGCAUUGCAGUAACACAGCAACAACACAAAGUGAAAAAGGAAUUUUUUGUUUUUCUUAAUGAAAAAGCAAAAUAAACACAAUUUGCGAGCAUAAAUAAGAGCGCGUGUGAAUGAAAUUGAAAUAUUGCAAAAACAACAAAGAAGCACGUAAUUUGGAUUAAAACAACAACAAGGCAUACGCAUAUGAAUUGUUGCACCAACACCAAUUGAACAACACAAAGAUGCAAGCGCCGCGCGGAUUAACGUCUAGCAGAUAAACAAAGAAGACACAACCGUGGAAAAGUGGAGCAAAGCAAAGGCAGAAGAAGCACGCCAGUUCAAGCUGGCGCCAACAACACGUGAAAAAUUGUGAUAAACAAACAUUUACAGUUUUUCGCUUGCUUUCAACACUUGCGGCGAAACGAAAAUAAAAAAAAAAAACAAAAAGACUAUAAGCAACAACAACAACGAGCAUAGUAAGCUAAGCUGAUCAUAAAGCGAGAACAAAAACAAUUGCGGCAACAAAAAAACAUGGAGCAAUUUGCAGCACAAAUAAGGCAACAGCAACAACAACAACAGCAACAGCAAACGUGUGAAGCGCUUGCUGCAGCUGAGCAACACGAACUGCAACAACAGCACAGCACAAUUGUUGUUGUCGACGACAACGACGAAUUGCCCGCCAUUGAAGCGACCAUCAUUGACAUUCCAAUGCCGGCAGCGCCGUCAUCAUUAUCCUGCCCCACCACAACCCACCACACAGCGCCAGCCACAGUCAAAUCGUCCGCCUUGUCGUCAUCAUCGUCUUCGUUGUCGUCGUCCUACGACACGGACAGCAGCACGACGAGCAGCACUUGCUGCACGCGACACGGCGAACACAUUUACAUGGAGAAGGCACAACAGCAACAACAACAGCAAAAAUCGCUGCAACAACAGCAGCACCAGCAACAACAGCAACAACACAACCAACAGAAGUCGAAAUACGCUUGCAAUGCGGAUGCGGAAGUGAGCUAUUUGAAGAGCGACCAUCGCCUACACUGGCCAUUCUUCAUGCUGGCGAUCUCCAUCAUUGAGGUCGCAAUUUUCGCCUAUGACUCGGCCACUGUACCCGGCACGGCGGCCACACGCGAACUCAUCCCACACAUGCCCAUCGCCUCCGAUUCGGUGUUCAUCUAUCGACCCGAUCGCCGUCUGCAGGUGUGGCGUUUCCUCUCCUACAUGUUCCUGCACGCCAACUGGUUCCAUCUGGGCUUCAACGUCGUCAUACAGCUCUUCUACGGCAUACCGCUCGAGGUGAUGCACGGCUCGGCACGCGUCGCCAUUAUCUAUUGUGCGGGCGUGUUCGCCGGUUCGCUAGGCACAAGCGUUGUCGACUCCGAGGUGUACUUGGUGGGCGCCAGCGGUGGCGUAUACGCAAUGCUCGCCGCCCACUUGGCCAACAUAACGCUCAACUACAGGCAGAUGCGCUACGCGGUGGCGCAGCUGCUGUCGGUGCUGAUAUUUGUAUCAUGCGAUCUGGGAUAUGCAUUGUAUUCACAAUAUCUGGACGCCGAGGGUGUGAGCAAGCCGACGCACAUCGAACACACCUGGCCCAACCUCGAUCCACCGCCAGUCUCGUAUGUGGCACAUAUGACCGGCGCGUUGGCGGGCUUCACCAUCGGUCUGUUGGUGCUGAAGAAUUUCGAACAUCGCGCCUACGAGAAUCUCAUCUGGUGGCUGGCGUUGGGCGUCUACAGCGCCUUCACCGUCUUCGCCAUUGUCUUCAAUCUGAUCAACACGAUGACCGGGCAGCUGGUGGAGGAGCGCAGCGAAGUUGUGGCACAGCAAUUGUUGUACGAUUUGGGUGUGUCGUAAAAAGUCUGUUUGCGUUGGACAGUUAAGUGAGAGAAUUUAUGCAAAAACUAAAUACGAGAUAAAUGCGUGAGAUUUGGAGAAUAAAGUGGUAAUACUGAAUACCAUUUUUUCGAAAGAAAAUCACAAAUCUCAAUUUGACGCAUUUUUGUUAGCCACAUUAAUUUAUUUGUUACUACUUUAACUAUAUUUUUUCAUCGUUGCUGUUCUUGUUUAAUUUAUAUUUUGUCAUUAUUUUAAAUAACUUUUGCAUCGAACGCAAAUAAAACCCCAAAUCGUAUAAACAAAUGUUGUGAUAAUACCAAAGACUGAAUUAAUUUUGAAAAUAAAAGAGAUAAACACACACACACACACAAUCAUUGUGUGGAUAACCACACUCAUACACACACACAUGUAAAUUCAAGUACGCUUGAACGAAAAUUAAUUGUAACAUUAAGAAGUGUAAAAAAAAACAUUUAUUUAUUUAAUUUAAAUUUAUAUUAUAAUAUAUUAUAUAAUUAUAUUGUAGGCAUCAAUGCACAAUCGGGUCACACAACCAACCAAAUAGUAGAAAUGCGGUUUUAAGUGCAUUCUUUGUUGUAUGUACAUAUAGACCAAAAAUGGUUAGAUAAGUCCUCGUUACACCCCGCAAAUACACACAUACAUACAUAUAUAUGUAAUUGAAUGUGAAUCUAAGCGUCCAGCAGUCGCUAAAUAACGCAUUUUCACAAACUAACGCACUAGUCAACCAAAACGAAAUAAUAAAUAGUAAAUAAAGCAAAAUAUAUAGGCGGCAAGUGGCGAACGGAGCGCCAGAAAAUUUAAAGCGAGCGUGAAAAAAUUAAAAAAGUAAUAGAAAUUUGUAAAAAACAAAAAAUACUUUUAAAAAUUUUCAAAAAUAUUUUUCAAAAUUUUCGAAAAUACUUUUUCAAAUUCUCAAAAUAAUAAAAAAAAUACUUUUCAAAAUUUUCAAAAAUAUUUUUCAAAAUUUUCGAAAAUACAUUUUUAAAAUCUCAAAAUAAUAAACAAAAAAUACUUUUCAAAAUUUUCGAAAAUAUUCUCAAAAGAAUUAAUAAAAAAAAUUUUUUAAUUUUCAAAAUAUUCUUUUUUUUUACAUUUUCAAAUUAUUUUACCGUAAAAUCACUAAAAUAAUUCCAAAUAAAAUGGAUUUUGCUCUUGCUGCGGCCCUCGCGCGUUCGCUUGCCGCUUACAUUGACAAAAAUGUUGAAGAAGAAGCAGAAAAAUCAAUACUUUUCUAGAUAUACAUACAUAAAUGUAAAAUCGUUAUAACUGUACAUAUGCUUAUACAUAACUGAAAUAUUUGUUGCGAGAUUAUUUUUUUUAGUAUAUAAUACUAUUUUCUAUCUAGCUUAUAAUUGCAAAAAAAUAUGUUUUUUCCUUACGGCAUACUUAACGUUAAGUUAAAAUUUACAUUUAAAUUAAACUCACAGUGUUUUUGCAUACUAUUUAUGUAGUUAAAAAUAAAAAUUGUAAUAAAAAAGAAAAUACACGAAAACAUAUGUACUAGCAAUAUAAGCGCAUGUUAAUAAAACUAAAGCGAAAAGUAUAUCUAAAGAAAGAAGAAAAAAAUACAAACAAUUAUUCACAAAUGAACCAAAGAGAAAACACAAAAAAUCAGAAACUAAAGAAAGUAAAACACAAACAAACAAAAAACAAUACAAUAACAACACUAAACGUCCGUGAAUUAGAAGAAAAACUGCUUACCAGUGAACUUGGGUCCCACAACUUUUGCUUAAAGUUUGAAAAUAUAUUUUGCAAACCUUUUUUCUGCCUGAAAAUGUGUGAAAAUUAAUAGUAAAAACAAACACAAAGAAAGAAUAAAAAUCUAGACACACACACCUAACACUUUGUAAAUGUCCAAAAAAUUGCUAAAAUAAAAUCAAUAUUAAAUAACCGUUAAUCAAAUGUAAUUA